Molecule: messenger RNA, 808 nt
Organism: Sinocyclocheilus grahami
Lineage: Eukaryota; Metazoa; Chordata; Actinopteri; Cypriniformes; Cyprinidae
Gene: rfxank
Product: regulatory factor X-associated ankyrin-containing protein
Exons: 8
Coding region: 179-790 (203 amino acids)
Biological process (GO): positive regulation of transcription by RNA polymerase II
Cellular component (GO): nucleus
Molecular function (GO): protein binding
Source: RefSeq, a predicted model, not a curated record
CAUUAAAUAGAGUUUGAGUUUGUUGAGCUCAAUGCAAAUGCAAGACUCCUAUUUCAGUUUCACUUUUGCAAACGAAUCAGGAAACAAAAGCAGCAUAUUCGAUCUUACGAGCCUGUGAAGUUUAAGAUCAUGUUUUUUCAUAAAGUGUAAACAAUCGAAGGUUUAAUGAUAAGUGAUUAUGGAAAACCGACAUGACGAGAAUGCUGUAAACCAUUCCACCACUCUGACGAAUAAACAGCGUGGGAAUGAGGUCACAGUCCGACCGGCCACUUUAGACAACCUCUCAAUUCAUCAGCUGGCAGCCCAUGGAGAGAUUUCACAACUGGAGGUACAUUUAUCCAAAGACAGCUCUCUGCUUAACAGUCAAGAUGAGCGAGGUUUCACACCACUAAUGUGGGCUGCUGCAUUUGGAGAGAUAAUGAUGGUGGAGUUCCUCCUUCAGAAGGGAGCAGAUCCGAGAACACUGGCUCGGGAACGAGAAAGUGCCCUGUCUUUGGCCAGCGCAGGGGGAUUUGCAGACAUUGUUAAUAUUCUCCUACAACAUGGCAUUGAUAUCGAUUCCUAUGACUGGAAUGGUGGGACCCCUCUUCUGUAUGCAGUUCGUGGGAAUCACAUAAAAUGUGUUGAAGCUCUCUUGAGAUGUGGGGCAGAUAUCACAUUUGAGGCAGACUCUGGCUACAGUCCUGUUGCUCUCGCUGUUGCAUUGGGCCACAAAAAAGUGCAAAAACUGCUUGAAGAUCACAUUUUGAAGCUGUUUCGGGGACCAGUUUCAGUGUCUGACAACACAUGAAGCAGAGGACUGCUCUUA